This is a messenger RNA of Drosophila willistoni, 4211 nucleotides long. RefSeq names its product protein naked cuticle (gene nkd). The record is from RefSeq and is a predicted model, not a curated record. The coding region runs from base 942 to 4169 and encodes 1075 amino acids. The transcript has 5 exons. Gene Ontology annotation, cellular component: cytoplasm. Gene Ontology annotation, biological process: negative regulation of Wnt signaling pathway. NCBI's taxonomy places the organism in Eukaryota, Metazoa, Arthropoda, Insecta, Diptera, Drosophilidae.
CCACCACCAAGAACAACAACAAUAACAAAAAUAACAACAACCAUCCCCAACCCCUGUGUUUAAAAAGCGUACAUAGCGCUCAGUCUCAGUCGCAGUCUCAGCCGCAGUCACAGUUGACGUUUUACGUUUUACGUUGUCUCGCAAUCAUUUGGAAAUAAAUCGUAUUUUGUUUUUUUCAUUUGCAAUUUUUGUUGUUGUUGUUGUUAUUUAUACGGCAAGUUAUUUACGUUGCCUCGCAGUCGCAGUCGCCGUCAUCGUCGUCGUUGUUGUCGUCGCCACUGCCAACGUCGCAGCAACAACAACAAAUUAAAGUCGGCAAAAAUGUUUUACAAUUAAAAUUACGCGCCGAAAGUAUCUGAAAGAUACACCAACGAACCAAGCAAGCAAGCAAACAAACAAACAAACAAACGACUUAAGCAAAACCAUCGGAGCGCAGCAAUAUGCGCAAAUUCAACUAAAAAUGCAGCAUAUCAGAGCUGUAAAAACUUUUACGAUUCCCCUAACCAAAUAUAAUACCAGAUACAAAUUAAGGUCGCUCAGCGUCAGCGCAUAAAAACACCGAAACAACGAGUGUUUCACUUACCUACCAACCAGCCAGUCAGCCAGCCAGCCAACCAACCUAAAUCUACUACUUACUACCUGGAGCAUACCAGCAAGCAACUUACCUGGGCUAUAUUAGUCUCUCAGUGCUUAGUCCUCCAGACCGAAAAGGAUAUUUACCCGAAUUACACACACACACACACGGAGGAGAGAAAAGCCGUAAAACAUUUUGGGCUCGUAAAUUUUUCGCCAAGCCACCCAAAAACAAAAACAAAAAAAAAACAACAACAAGAAAUAAAGUAGAAAACGGAAGAAGAUCCUAAAGACAUAUUCAAGAGAACUAGAAGAAGAAGAAGACAAAAAUAUCCCAAACCCGCACAGCGGAGCGACAGAGAGAAGAGAUGGCGGGCAACAUUGUCAAGUGGUGGAAACAUAAGAUACUCGGCGGCUACAAACAAUUCUCAGUCCAGGAGUGCACCACAGACUCGGAGGAAUUGAUGUAUCAUCAGGUGCGUGCCUCAUCCUCAUGCAGUGCACCGCCAGAUUUGUUGCUGGUCAGUGAACGUGACAAUAAUAUACAACUGCGAACGCCUGUGGUUAAUAUAAUCACAACGCCGCCAGGCAAUGCCUCUGGCACGGCACAAAAACAUCAUCAAUCCCAAGCGCAACAGCAGCAGCAGCAUCAUCAUCAUCCACCAGGAGGAGGUGGAGGUGGUGGAGGAACUCGUCAUCAUCAUCAUCAUCAUCAUCAACAAAAUAAUCAUCAUCAUCAGGAGAGCAAACACUUGCGCAUCAGCACCAGUUCGAAUGGCAAACAUGGCAAAUAUGUAAAUAUGCAGUCAGCAGGAGCAGCUGCUGCUGCUGCUGAAGAGGAUGUGGUCGAUGCAGCAGCGGCCAUGCAACAGCAACAGCAACCCCAACAACAACAACAACAACAACAUGGAUCACAUCAGCAUUCACGUCAUUUGCAUCAUCACAAAGAGGAACGCAUACGAUUGGAGGAAUUCACCUGCGAUGUAUCCGUUGAGGGUGGCAAAUCGUCACAGCCUUUACAAUUCUCGUUCACAUUCUACGAUCUGGAUGGGCAUCAUGGUAAAAUCACAAAGGACGACAUUGUGGGCAUUGUGUAUACCAUAUACGAGUCCAUUGGCAAAUCUGUGGUGGUUCCCCAUUGCGGCAGCAAGACAAUAAACGUUCGCCUCACCGUCAGUCCCGAAGGCAAAUCGAAGGGGGGUGCAGCAAGUGCUGGUGCAGUUGGUGCGGGUGGUGGUGGUGGUUUGGCUAUGCAUCCCUCAUGCACCACGACAACCACAACUACUACACAUACCAACAACAAUAUCAAUGCCAGCAACAAUAACAACAACAACAACAAUAAUAAACUAAAGAAACUGCCCACGGCCAUGUCAAAAACAGGGAAUGUCAGCGGAUUCGGAGUUGGAGUUGGCGGAGCUGGUGCCCUAACGACAUCCGCCGGCGCACGCCGUCAGCAUCGCUAUCGACCACGCAAACUGAUUAAGUCCGAUGACGAGGACGAUGACAGCAAUAGCGACAAGGAAAAGGAUGUAACAACGGCCAUGGGAACGGGAACGGGAGCAGCGCCAAGCGCUGUAACAGAGCAGCCAACUGGCAGUGGCAAGGGUAGCAAAAGCCAUCAUCAUCAUCAUCAUCAACAUCAGCAACAACAACAGCAACAACAGCAACAGCAACAACAUCAGUUGCAGCAGCAGCAGCAGGCCAACAGAUAUCACAAGAACAAUUCAAAAUUGGAGCAUUGCUGCGGAGAAGCGGAUAACAAUGCCCACAAUACGUACGAGAACAUGUUGAAUCUCAAAUGCUGCGGCGGUGCCAAGCAACAACAGGACUCGGCUGAUGUCCUCGACUGUGCAGGACAACGUCAACGGCAGCAACAGCAGCAACAAGACAUCUAUAUGAAACAGGCGACGCAACGAGUCAAAAUGCUGCGACGGGCGCGCAAACAAAAGUAUCAGGAUCAUUGCCUCGAAACACGUCAACGUAGCCUCUCAGUGGGCAACGAUUCCACAUGGCAGAACCGUCACCUGCAGCAGCGACAACAUCAAAAUCAAAAUCAGAACCAAAACCAAAAUCAAAACCAACAAUCAGUACAGACGCAUCCUGCCAAACAAAAGAGUGCCUCAUCCUCACCACCACCCGCCAUGGUGGGGAUUAACGGGGUCAAUGCAGGCGAUGUGAUGCUAGAUGGUGUACAAUUGCGUCAGCCACGCCCACAAUCGUUGCUCAGUCAGCAGCGUAAAUCGGCCGAGUGCUGGAAAUCGGCAUUAAACCGCAACGAUUUGAUUAGCAUCAUCAGGGAGAGCAUGGAGAAGAAUCGCUUGUGUUUUCAGUUGAAUGGAAAACCCCAAGCCAAUGUGAGUCCCAUACGGCAACCGGCAGCACAACAACAACAACAACAACAACAGCAACAACUACGCCAACGUUGCAAUACGGGCUCGAAAAUACCUACGCUAAUUGCCAACCACAGCAGCAGCAAUAUAACAGCGGGAACAGUUACGGUACCGUGUCUGGGAGUGGGUCCAGUCAACGGCCAGUCACCGCUCAGUUGCAGCCCACCCAAUUGCAUACCUUCACCGCCGCCGCCGCCGCCGCUGGUGCCACCAUUAAUGGCGGUCCAGCCAGCUCCAGCCAUCAUAGAGGCUGCAGCAGCAGCAACAACAGCAGCAGCACCACCACCGCAACCAACACCACCACCGCCAGCAACAACAAGCCAUCAGCAGCACGACCAUCCCCAACCGCACAUACCCAUUUACCAUCAACAGCUGGCCAUUAAUCCGGCCGUGCUGGCUGCCCAACAACAAAACGGGCACAAUAAGCUGAAUCUAUGCGGCUAUGAUUCCUUUUUGCAUGCCACCAUCUGUGGAGCUGGCCAUGGUCAUUCCCCACCGCCGACAUCAUCGACGCCCACAAAUGUGGCCACCGUUCAGCCCAUACCCAAAAAGCAGACCCAACACCACAAUAAGACACUGCAGCAGGGCUAUCAAAGAUUGGAGCAUCAUCAUCAGCAGCAGCAGCCAACAACAUCGUCCAGAUCAAGCAAGGACUACAAGAACUAUGGCAAUCUCAUCUAUGCCAAACUGAGCGAACAAUUGCAGCAAAAGGAACGAGAGCAGCGACGCAAACAAUUGAAGCAACAACAGCAGCUGCAGCAGCAGCAGCAGCUGCAGCAUCAUCUAAAGGAAUCUGAUCUGCGACCACUCACCUCCACCUCCAAUUCGAAUUCAACUAGCUCGGGAGGCAGUGGUGGUGGUGGUGGUGCUGGUAAAAUCUAUGGCGAUGCCUUAGAAUGUGCCCAUCUGUUGGCAAGCGAAGAGGAGGACAUGCCACCAAGUCCACCCAUGAAUAUGAGCAGCAGUACGCCCAGCAAAGUGGUGGUCAGUACCGAUACCUUGAUCGAUCUAAAUGACGAUGAUGACGAUGUUGUCGGUGAGGCAGUGGCCGAGGCUGUCACCGAGGUCGGUAAACAGGCAAAUUUAGAUAUAGACACGGCCGAUAUUGAAUUGGAUACAAGCGCCUCCAGUUCCAUGAUCCAUCGUUAUGUCCAUGAGCAUAUACAUCAUCAUUAUCAUCAUUUUAAGGAACAGCAGAAUGUCUAAAAGUACAUACAUAUAUAUAUACAUAUACAUACAUACGAAUAA